AUGUCCGAGUUAAGUGAUGAGGCCAGUGAGUCCGAGCAGCUGGGGUCCAGCCUGUCCCUGUGGCUGGGGGACUCUCUGCUGAAUGUCCCCCUGGACCUCCACACCGCCUGCUCCAUCGGACAGUACGACGUUGUGGCUGAGUGCAUCAAAAGGGGUGAAGUGAACCUGGAUGGCAAGAACAUUGGAGGAUGGAGUCCGCUCAUGUACGCAGCUUAUAUUGGACAUGACAACAUUGUGAAUCUCCUGCUGGAGGCUGGUGUGAACGUGAACGCCACCACAGCUAAAGGACUCACUCCACUGAUGCUGGCUGCGAGCUGUGGGAACGAAAGCAUCGCGUACUUCCUGCUCCAGCAAGGGGCAGAUUUGGAGCUGAAGGACUCUCGAGGCUGGACGGCUCUGUUUCACUGUACGAGCACAGGCCACCAACAGAUGGUCAAGUUCCUGUUAGACAACAACGCUGAUGCUACAGUCAAAGAGCCAGGGUCUGGGUUCACUCCCCUGAUGGAGGCUGCAGCUUCUGGACAUGAAAUUAUUGUUCAGUACCUCCUCGACCAUAAAGUUAAAGUUGAUGACCAUAAUGCCAAAGGAGAAACUGCUUGCACCCUCGCCAGGAUUUAUGGCUACACUAAGAUCGUCAGCCUCAUCAACUCGCGUUCUCCAAGAAAUAAACCAGGUCACUUUGAAGACUUGAGCUCCUCUGAGGAUUCGGACAGCGCGCCGCAGAGGGUUCGGCCCAGUCGGAGCCGAGCUAAAGGCGCCAGCAUCCACGACGGGCCUCAGGCUAUUGCAAAGUUCAGUGUGGGAGGCACCAGAAAACUGCAUGAACCUCCCGCUGUGCUAACAGGCUCCACGACGUUCCGCGAUAUUGGAGAUCAGAGUGAAGGCAUCCGCGACAGGGACGUGACGUCGCCAAUCAACGAGCUGGACGGUCAGAGCCACAGCAGCAGAGACGACAGUCCGUUCUUUGACAACGACAUGCCCACCAUGAGGAGCAGCAGUAGCAGCAGUGAAGGUCUGCCUCACGUGACCGGACUCAACUGGGAAGGUUCUGUGGAGAGUAACGAGGACUCGGACCAGUGCAUGAAGAGCAGCUCUCGCAGAGUAAAUAAGGGUCAUCACUCAAAAGGCAAGGCUCGUCAUGGAAACAGCGAAACGGCCCACCCCAGCCAGACUGGAAACUGUAGCAAACACACAACCCCCCCACCCCCCUACACUGGACCAAAGGGUCUGGCAGAAUUCUUGGAGCAAAUUGGCUUCUCGAAGUACCUCCCGUUACUGAAAGAACAGGACGUCGACCUGCGGGUAUUUCUCACCCUGACAGAGAACGAUCUGAAAGAGCUAGGAAUCACACUGUUUGGACCCAAACGUAAGAUGACUUCGGCUAUCGCGAGGUGGCACAGCAACGCUCGGCCGCCCUGCGAUGCUCUGGAGCAAGCGUACGCUGACCAGCUUGAGGCCGAGAUGCAGGAGAUGGCAAUCCAACUCCACAAGCGCUGCGGGGAGAUCGAGAGCCUGCAGAGCCAGGUGUCUCAGGAGAAGGAGCUGCGGACAGUGAUGGAGGGGUGCCUGAUGGAGGACAAGAUGGCGUGGAAGAGGGUCCACGCUGAGCUGGUGGAAGACCACCGGCUGGCUCAGGACGCGAGCAGCACACUGACGAAAGCGAGGGCGUGUCAGGCUGAACUGUUGUCUCGUUUCACCGCAGAUGUGAAAAGCCUUUCUGACCCCGGUCUGGAAGAGAGAGAAAAAACUGACACUGGUGAUGAGAACGAGCUGAAGUGUUCCACUGUUGUCGAUCUCUUGAAGAAGCUGAAUUCUUAUCAAGAGGAAACGGCUGGGACUCUGCAAACCCUCCUGCAGAGUCUGAGACGACUGAGCGCCCCUGAAAAAGUCUCAGACAGCUGGGAACGACCUUAAAUGUCUCAGUGGAUCGUGGUUGACGGAGGGUGAUGUGACCACCCUGAACAAAUCUGUGAAUUGGGAGAAGGCUGAGGACGAGGCCAGCCCCUCUGGAGCGAAGCGGCUCAGCGAAUGGAGCACACCUGUUGCUCGCCUGUGAUUGGCUGAUGGACCGGAGCUUGCCAGAUGAGGACAAGGGCAACGCAGCUGCUGCAGAGAAACGACGAGCAGGCCGGAGGGGUCGUGACCCUCCAGCUUCUUGUGCCAGACUCCCGUGUUGGAGUUGUGCACAGAAAAACAGGAGGAAAUGAAUCGGAGUGCCCACUCAUCAACGUGGAGGCGUAUAAGAAUCU
Molecule: messenger RNA, 2249 nt
Organism: Nematolebias whitei (Rio pearlfish)
Lineage: Eukaryota; Metazoa; Chordata; Actinopteri; Cyprinodontiformes; Rivulidae
Gene: anks3
Product: ankyrin repeat and sterile alpha motif domain containing 3
Exons: 15
Coding region: 1-1914 (637 amino acids)
Cellular component (GO): cilium
Molecular function (GO): protein binding
Source: RefSeq, a predicted model, not a curated record